AACAUGGCAGUUGCAGCCGCCGUACACGGCGGUUAUCUUCCCUCCAAAUUCCGCAGCAUCUCUCAAAAAACAGUCUCCCAAAGCAAACCAACGCCGCCGCCACUAUUCAUUUCCACAAACCCUAACGACGUAAUCCCGAAUCACCUUAAAAACCUCUAUUCCUUAUGCAACCAUUCGUGUCACCGUUUUCCAAAACUGAACUCAGAAGGUAGAGUUGAGCCGGUGGAUCUGAACAAGCUUCAAAAAGCGUUACGUCAUAGUUACGUCGUCGUUUCAGUAUUUACCCGACCCGACUUUGUCCCCGGUUUGGUACCCGAAUUGGCUCCGAGUUUAACGGGUAUUGGUGGAGAUUGGAUUGGAAAAGUGGUGCCUGUGACGCCGGGUAAUGGAGAAUUGGUUGGUUUUGGACGUGCUGUUUCUGAUUCUGGAUUGACAGCUGCUAUCUAUGAUGUUAUGGUCAUCCCUUCACUACGAAGAAGAGGCAUUGGCAGGAAGAUAGUUCAAAGGAUGAUAAGGAUUCUUGCGAACCGAGACAUUUAUGACAUAGCAGCCCUCUGCUCUGAUCAAGAGAAGCCAUUUUUUACAGCAUGUGGAUUUGGAGAUGAUAUACUGGCCUCCACUACAAUGAUGUAUACUAGGUCUGCUUCUGCUGACUCGGAAGGUGAGAUGGUAAAAUAUGCAGGUAAAAAGCUAUUACUAGUUCCUUCACUAAGAGGGAACCUUAAAACGUGAUCUCUAAUUUUAUGAUCAAGUAAUGAUCAAUGGAGUUGAAAUAUCUUCAUGUAACUUCCGGCAGACUACAAUUGCAAUUGUCAUUGUCACGUUGUAUAUCAGUAAGUUUCAUUUGAACAACGUCCUUGCCCUCCCUCUUCCUGUGUAUUGUUAGUAAUUUAUUACUUCACUAGCCAAAUUUGUGAAGAUUGUCUUGCCCAACCCCAGAGUGCCAAGUCAGUUUUGGACAGAAGAAAAGUGGAAAAACUAAAGCUGAAAGGUGAUGCUUACUACUUAUUUUAUAGGGAUGAAUCAUUUUAGAUCUGGUAAUUUUCAGAUUGGUGUAAUACAUGUUGUACAGUAAAUCUCUAUUCUUAGGUGGACUAUGGACUAUGAUGUGUAAUUGCAGUACAGGCUUUUACUGAAUAGAUAAUACACUUCUUUGUGGACCCUGAAAUCAUUCUUUUGUCGCUGUUAUAUUGCAAGUCUUUGACUGCUUUUCUCAUUCCCAUCUAGGUGAGAUGGAAAUUUGAGCCUUAAUAUAGGGAAAAAUUGACGAGGAUUAGUCUUAAAUUGAAAAUAAUUUAAAGUAAUUUAGCAUAAAACUAAGAUAAGCUUGCAAUGAUGCAGCACAGCUGCAUUUUUUCCCAUCAUCACUUUCACUAAGGAAAGAACCUUUGAGCAGGCGCGAAUUCUCUCGACAUUUUGAAUCAACAUAGAGGAAAGCUUUGGAAAAACCAAGUUCUAAAUGCUUGUUGAUACUUAAUCAGAUCUCCAAGAUUUAUCGAUCUUCACAGUAUAUAGCCCGUUUUUUCUCAGAGAGAAGCUCCUGAGGACCGCAACUGUGAUUUUGAAAGAGUUUUUGGACAAGUACUUAAGAAUUCUGAGGUUUUGAAGUAGUGGAGAUCUUUCAAUUGUGGAAAAAGAACUCGAGCAAACCUCGGGGAUUUAUUGUUCUCUCGAUCAGAAUUAUGGAAUAAAGUGUAGAACCCAGUUCAUACGCAGGCACAGGUGAUAACGAGGGAUUAAGCUUGUGGAUGUGGAUCAAAGAAGCUUGGCUUUGCUCCACAACCGCAAUCUUUAGCAACAGCAGCACAAAGUGCAAGACCUGAUUUUGGAGUGGGAAUAAGCUAAGUUGCUCGGACUCGGGUGCAAGUGUUCGAUACGGGUGAGUAUCUAGAGGCCGGAUCCUUAGAUAAUAUGAAAUUUAUUGUACUUAAUUAAUAUAGCAGAUCUGACCACAUGGAGAAUAGACAGAUUAAAACAAACUGACACAUCUUGCUAGAAAUGUUGAACCAUUAAAGGAAAUACAUAAUGAAACAACUGCUACUAAAAAGUAAUGUAUUGGGAAUCUUA
This is a messenger RNA of Nicotiana tabacum (common tobacco), 2067 nucleotides long. RefSeq names its product GCN5-related N-acetyltransferase 3, chloroplastic. NCBI's taxonomy places the organism in Eukaryota, Viridiplantae, Streptophyta, Magnoliopsida, Solanales, Solanaceae. Gene Ontology annotation, molecular function: N-acetyltransferase activity. The record is from RefSeq and is a predicted model, not a curated record.